This is a messenger RNA of Apus apus (common swift), 2807 nucleotides long. RefSeq names its product heterogeneous nuclear ribonucleoprotein U like 1 (gene HNRNPUL1). The record is from RefSeq and is a predicted model, not a curated record. NCBI's taxonomy places the organism in Eukaryota, Metazoa, Chordata, Aves, Apodiformes, Apodidae. Gene Ontology annotation, molecular function: protein binding.
GCGGCCAUUUUGAGCCGGGCCCAUCGGUGGCGCCUUGAUGGGCGGGCGGCGGUGAGCGCUGGGGCCAUGGACGUGCGGCGGCUGCGGGUGAACGAGCUGAAGGAGGAGCUGGGGCGCCGCGGCCUGGACACCCGCGGCCUCAAGGCUGAGCUGGCCGAACGGCUGCAGACGGCGCUGGAGGCGGAGGAGGCCCGGAGGGGGCCCGGAGCUGCCGGUGGGGACCCGCCCCCCGAUGGACACUAUGGCAACGACACCAGUGAGCCCCAGGGCUACCAACCCUACGAGCACAGCAGCCUCAAGCCAGACACCGAGCCCAGCUAUGAGAGGAGAAGUUUGGACCAAGACCACCCCGUCCUGCCUCAAGAGAUGAAGCUGCAGGAACCGAAGCCAGAAGAUCCCCCCGCUUCCUCUUACACUGUCCCCCCCCCCAAUUACAGCACCCCUGCCCCCCCUUACAACAUUCCCCCUCCCCCCACGUACAAUGCCCCCCCCCCCGCCGGUUACGGUGUGCCCCCCACUGGUUACACCCCUCCAACCUACACAGCCCCCCCAGCCAGUUACACCACUCCGGCCCCUGGUUACAGCGCUCCCCCUGCCCCAUACAGCACUCCCCCACCCUACAGCACCCCCCCACCCACCUACAGCACCCCACCAGCCUACAGCACUCCCCCCACCCCCUACAGCACCCCCGGUCCCCCCCCAUACAGCGCUCCCCCAGGGGGUUACAGUGCCCCAGACCCCACGCCCCCCCCUCCGCGUCCCCCCCAGCCCCGCAAGCGGCCCUAUGAGGAGCAGCGGGGGAGGGGUUACUACGAGCACCGAGAGGACAAGAGGGGCCGCUCACCGCAGCCGCCGGCUGAGGACGAGGAGGAGGAUUUCGACGACACGCUGGUGGCUGUUGAUACCUACAACUGUGACCUGCACUUCAAGGUGGCUCGGGACCGGUACAGCGGGUACCCCCUGACCAUCGAGGGGUUCGCCUACCUCUGGGCGGGUGCCCGGGCCACCUAUGGUGCCCGCCAGGGCCGUGUCUGCUAUGAGAUGAAGGUUAACGAGGAAAUCUCUGUCAAGCACCUGCCCUCUACCGAGCCAGACCCCCACGUUGUCCGGGUGGGCUGGUCACUGGAUUCCUGCAGCACCCAGCUGGGGGAGGAGCCGUUCUCCUACGGCUACGGCGGCACCGGUAAGAAGUCGACCAACUGCAAGUUUGAAAAUUACGGGGAGACCUUUGCUGAAAACGACGUCAUUGCCUGCCUGCUGGACUUUGAGUGCGGGGAGGAGGUGGAGAUGUCGUUCCUGAAGAACGGGCGGUGGCUGGGGGUGGCGUUCCGGGUGCGGAAGGAGGCCCUGGGGGGGCGGGCGCUGUUCCCCCACGUCCUGGUGAAGAACUGUGCCAUCGAGUUCAACUUCGGGCAGCGGGACCAGAGCUUCUGCCCCCUGCCCCCUGGCUUCACCCUGCUCCAGCACCUGCCCCUGGCUGAGCGUGUCCGCGGCACCCAGGGGCCCAAGAGCAAGGCUGAGUGUGAGAUCCUGCUCAUGGUGGGCUUGCCGGCCGCUGGCAAGACAACCUGGGCGCUGAAGCACGCAGCUGCGAACCCCUCCAAGAAGUACAACAUCCUGGGGACCAACGCCAUCAUGGACAAGAUGAGGGUGAUGGGGCUGCGGCGGCAGCGGAACUACGCGGGGCGCUGGGACGUGCUGAUCCAGCAGGCCACCCAGUGCCUGAACCGCCUCAUCCAGAUCGCUGCCCGCAAGAAGCGCAACUACAUCCUCGACCAGACCAACGUGUAUGGCUCGGCGCAGCGGCGGAAGAUGCGUCCGUUCGCCGGGUUCCAGCGCAAAGCCAUCGUCAUCUGCCCCAGCGACCGCGACCUGCGCGACCGCACGCUGCAGCGCACCGACCAGGAGGGCAAGGACGUGCCCGACCACGCCGUGCUGGAGAUGAAGGCCAAUUUCACGCUGCCGGAGGCGGGGGAGUUCCUGGACACGGUGCUGUUCGUGGAGCUGCAGCGGGAGGAGGCGGCGGCGCUGGUCCGGCAGUACAACGAGGAGGGGCGCAGCGCCGGGCCCCCCCCUGAGAAACGCUUCGACUCCACCACUCGCCCCCCCCCUCCUUUCCGGGGCCGCGGGGGGUUCCAGCGCUUCGACGGCCGCGGCGGCUCCGCCGGCACCACGGCCCGCGGCGGGGGCGGCUUCCAGAGCCGCGGCGGUGGCUACCACGGCACCAGCACAGGAUUCAACCGUGGUGGGUACAACCCCCCCGGCAAUCGCUGGGGCAGCAACAGCCGCGACGCCGACAACAACCGCGGCGGCUACAACCGAAACGCGCAACCGGCCACCGGCGGCUACAGCCCAGCCCGCGGCAACCCUGGCUACAAACCCACCGCUGGAACCCCGCCCACCAGUACAGCCCCCCCCAGCUACAGCCAGGGGCAGCAGGGCGGCUACGGCCAAGGUGGCUACAACCCCCCCAGUUAUGGCUACGGCGGCUACGGUGGCUACGGGCAGAGCUACCCCCAGCCCCCCCCACCCGCCGGGCAGAGCUAUGGGCAGAGCUACGGGCAGUACCAGCAGUAUGCCCAGCAGUGGAGCCAGUACUACCAGCACCAGAGCCCCUGGCCCCCCUACUACGGCACCUACGACUACGGGGGCUACAGCAGUUCCCAGGGGGGGACCAGUGCCCAGUGACCACCCCUCGCCCCCCCUUCCCCCCGUGUGUGUGUGCCCCCCCCCCGGAACCUUGCGGUUUUUUGUUCUCCGUCUGUUAAAAAAAAAAAGGAAAAGAUUAUUUUUAACCUCGAAAAAGA